CCGGAAAUGGAGCCCGUUUAAUGCCCUACAUUCCUCUCCAGGUCUCAGUCACAAUUCUGUGCGCUGUCCUUGCAGAAUAUUAAUGUUUAACGAUGGUGCUGAUAUCGCGUUGGACUGUGUCUAACAUUUUUAGACACCCGGAAGCUCGUCGGCUCGAAUAAAGCGACGUUUUACGGAGGGACUUUUCUAUAAAAAAGAGAAAACAAUGAGGCCUAAUAGGAGAGAUGAGGAACAAGUGUCAAGCUGAGGAAUUCCACAUAAACAGCAGGCAUGUCCUCACAAAUGCAGGCGUUUUCCUCUCCCUCCGUGUCCUCCAGUGGCCUUUCCCGCUCCAAGAAACUGAAGUUGGAAAACCAUGCAUGGAACGUGAGCAGCCAAUCAGGUGAGAACAGCUACUACCAGCACAGCCCGAACCAGCCAAAUGGCUCCUCCCCCUCCACAUCUGGAUUCAACUCCAAUUAUAACUCCUCCAACCUGGUCUUUCCUCCUUCUGGAGGCUCGCGGGAACAGACAGUGGUACGUGCCGCAGACAGCACCGGCAGCGUCCCGGAGCCUUCAUCAUCCUCCUCGUCGUCAUCUACAUCCAGUCAGCGUGGAAAAGAUGCGGGCUCCUCCUCUCUGACAUGUGAGGGAUAUCAGAAACAGGGCAGUUUGAAGCGGAAGAGCGAGGAGGUGGACAGCAGUGACAGCGUGCAGAUUUUGGAGGAGCUCUCGGCUCCUGUGCUCCCCAACCGUGUGGCUGGAGGUGGAGGCAAUGCCACGGCUCAGUCCAUCGCUCAUUCCACGUCCACCACCAAGAGCAGCAACUCCCACAGUGAGGGCGACUACCAGCUGGUGCAGCAUGAGAUCCUCUGCUCUGUCUCCAACAGCUACGAGGUACUGGAGUUCCUCGGCCGGGGAACAUUCGGACAGGUCGCCAAAUGCUGGAAGCGUGGAACUAAUGAGAUUGUGGCCAUUAAGAUUCUCAAGAAUCAUCCGUCCUAUGCCCGCCAGGGCCAAAUAGAGGUGAGCAUCCUCAGCCGUCUGAGCACAGAGAAUGCAGAUGAGUUCAACUUUGUGCGCUCUUACGAGUGCUUCCAGCACAAGAACCACACAUGUCUGGUGUUUGAGAUGCUGGAGCAGAACCUCUACGACUUCCUCAAGCACAGCAAGUUCAGCCCACUGCUCCUCAAGUGUAUCCGGCCCGUCCUGCAGCAGGUUGCCACGGCGCUGAUGAAGCUGAAGAGUCUGGGUCUCAUCCAUGCUGAUCUGAAGCCUGAGAACAUCAUGCUGGUGGACCCCAUCAGACAGCCCUACAGAGUCAAAGUCAUCGACUUCGGUUCAGCGAGUCAUGUCUCGAAAGCGGUGUGCUCAACCUACCUGCAGUCUAGAUACUACCGAGCUCCUGAGAUCAUUCUGGGCCUUCCGUUCUGUGAGGCCAUUGACAUGUGGUCUCUGGGUUGUGUCAUUGCUGAACUGUUUCUGGGCUGGCCUUUGUAUCCAGGAGCUUCAGAAUAUGAUCAGAUUCGGUACAUUUCCCAGACUCAAGGUUUGCCAGCGGAGUAUCUCCUGAGCGCCGGCACUAAAACCAGCCGUUUCUUCCACAGAGGCCCAGACUCCAGUUACCCUCUCUGGAGACUCAAGACACCCGCAGAGCACGAGGCAGAGUUUGGGAUAAAGUCCAAAGAGGCUCGAAAAUACAUUUUCAACUGCCUGGACGACAUGAUGCAGGUCAACAUGACUAACCUAGAGGGCACAGACAUCUUGGCAGAGAAAGCUGAUCGGAGGGAGUUCAUUGACCUGCUGAAGAAAAUGCUAACUCUAGACGCAGACAAGCGGAUCACGCCCACCAAGACCCUCAACCACCCGUUUGUGACGAUGGCUCACCUGCUUCACUUCCCACAUAGCUCACAUGUGAAGUCCUGCUUCCAAAACAUGGAGAUUUGCAAGCGCAGGUGUACCGCCUUCGACAACAACAAGAACCUGUUCGCCAGCCACAACACCCCCAGUGCAGCUGCUAAUCUCACCGUUACCUUCAGCAGUCAACUCAAUCAGCACAGUCAGGUGUGUGCAACGGGGGGCCAGUCCCUGUCUCUUAGCAGCAACGUCCCUUUACUGAACUACCAGCCUGGUCUGUACCAGCAGGCCACUAUAAAUAUACCAGGCUUGGCUCAGCAGAGUGUGCCAUUGCAGGCUCGCCCUACUCAGCUGUGUGCCCAGACAGAGCCCUUCCAGCAAACCCUCAUUGUGUGCCCUCCUACCAUCCAGGGGCUGCAGACCUCCAAUAAACAUGGUGGAUAUCCAGUGAGAAUGGACAACUCUGUACCCAUAGUGCCCCAGAACCAAUCCACCCAGCCCCUACACAUUCAGCCCAGCAUGCUUACACAGUUCCUCCACACCUCCCUUUAUCCCUUCCCCAACCAGAGCAGCAGCACGCCGCUGACCGUGGCCUCCCUGCGCCUACCAGUGGCGGGAAUGACGCCGCUGGCCUUGGGCUCUCGGCGUCUGGAGCAGAGUGCUGCCAUGCUGCAGGGCUGGCCAGCAGGGACGCAGCAGAUCCUCAUUCCCUCUUCAUGGCAGCAGAUGUCAGGCAUGACCAUGCACAAUCCCAGCCAGCCUGUGCUGUCCGAUUCACCCAUGGGCUCUCUGCUCUCGGAUAACACCGCCCAGCAGAACAGUAGCUGGAGGGGUCGACAUGGAGGUCAGUGCGAUGGGACGCAGCAGGGCUCUGCGCAGGGGCGUAACGUGAGCGCACAGCCCUCCCACGCAGGGACAGCCAGCAGUCGUACACAGCAGAGUGGAGUGAAGAGGUCAAAGGGUCGACAUGCAGAGAGCAAAGCCCGACCCACAUCCUCCCAGCAGCCGGUUUCUUCAGUAGCACACAGCUGUGGUGAUGCGUCCCAGCCCAUCAUCAUCUCUGAUACGCCCAGCCCCGCCGUCAGCAUCAUCACCAUCCACAGCGACACUGAGGACGAGGACGACAGGAAGUUUCCUCCUGAAAGCUGUAGUGUGAACCAGCGUACAAACGUCAUCAGCUGUGUGACCGUCCAUGACUCCCAGGACUCAGACUCCUCCACCAGCACUCCUCUCAGCCCCAAAUGCCUUCCCAACUUUACUGAGAACAACACACACUCCAAGUCUCUCGCUGUGGUCACGCCGUCAGUGAAAACGCAGCUCUGGGAUGUAGCGUCAGGAGAGCAAAGUACUAAUACUUCUGGAAAAUCAAAGAAAGGAACGGCCGCACAGUCCAGCGACAGGCAUCAGAGAGCGGCAUCGAACAGAUCUCAGCCUCUCAACCUAAGCCAGGCGCAGCAAUCAAUAAUGUCAUCCCACGACCGUACAGGGGGCGGAUCCCUGAGACGCCAGCCCACCUACCCUCCUACAGGCCCCUCCCACUCCUACAGGCUUCAUGAAGCGUCUCUCUUCGGCUCUGCCUCCAGUCUGUACGCAUAUCCUGCAUCUGCAGCCCUGGCCUCUGUGUCGCAGGCCGUGGACCAGCUGCACAAUUCGGCCGCUUCCUCCUGUUCCUCUUCCUCCGGCCGGCACACGCGCACCGCCGGCCCGUACUCGGCCUCUCUGAGCCUCCUGCAGAAGAACAGUGCCAUGGGCGUCAUGUGUCAGGCUUCCGCUCCAUAUCAGCAACAGCAGCUGUCCACACCGUCCUACCAGCGGUCUGCGGCAUUUCCCCUCAGCCAGAGGAAACUCAACCAGUACCCGUACCUGUGAGGAGCAGCUGUCUGAACGUGUCCUUAGGUAUAUGGAAAAUGCCAGGAUUGUGUCAUGGAUGUUCACGUGGACAUGACAUUCUAGCAUCUUUUAGCUUAUUUUAGUGUUUUAUUUGCUUUAAAGCAUUUCAGUGGAGCAUUUUGGAUCAUUUCAAACCAUGUCAUAAACACAAAACUUUGAGCUGUUUUUUUAACAGUUUCUUAAAAUAUCACCUGCAGAGAAGCCUCAGGAUGUCUAGAAAAA
Molecule: messenger RNA, 3948 nt
Organism: Labeo rohita (rohu)
Lineage: Eukaryota; Metazoa; Chordata; Actinopteri; Cypriniformes; Cyprinidae
Gene: hipk1a
Product: homeodomain interacting protein kinase 1a
Exons: 17
Coding region: 271-3705 (1144 amino acids)
Biological process (GO): peptidyl-serine phosphorylation; peptidyl-threonine phosphorylation; smoothened signaling pathway
Cellular component (GO): PML body; nucleus; cytoplasm
Molecular function (GO): protein serine/threonine kinase activity; ATP binding; protein tyrosine kinase activity
Source: RefSeq, a predicted model, not a curated record